AUGCAGAUCCUGGCCUGGCUGACCUGCCUUUACGGCCUGCUGGGUGCUGGGCUGUCCGGCCGGCCCCACGGCAGCCGGAACCUGCCGGUCGAGCGAGGCUGCUGCAAGAGACAACGGCGCAUGGUCUUCCUCGGACACGAAAGGCCUCUUGGGCCAGGGGAACGGCCGCAGGAGAGGCCCUCACGGGGGCCAGCCAGGGGCAGGGUGCCCCCCCACUCCGACGGCUGCUGCCCGCCCGGCUCCCGCUGCCAGCCCACCCGCCUCCUGGUGCAGGACCGCUGGCUUCGGGACGGCCCUCGGCGGGUGGAGGUGGUGGAGGGCUGCCAGUGCAACGCCAGCCCGGACGAGUGUCUCCGCUCGCCCCUCCUGAAGACCUUCUUUCCCGACUCCCCUUCGGAGCAGACCCUGGACGUGGGCAGCUGCACCGGCCCCCCGCCCGCCCAAGGCGGGCCCGUCUGCGUGCCAACCCGCUUGGACUCGGUCGUCCUGCAGGGCCCCAACGGGCAGCGCCUGGUCCAGACGCUGGGGGGCUGCGGCUGGCAAGGGGCCUCUUGCUACCGGGUGCCCCACUGGCAGCAUUACUCGGAGGUGGUGCUGAGCGCGGAAGGGAAGAAGACGGAGCAACGCAAGGAAAUGGACGUGGGACGGUGCUUAGGACGAUGCUCGCUCAGGGUCCCCGGGGCCACUGGCCGUGGGCGGGCGAGGGCCCCUGCCAGCCUCUGCGUCCCUGACCACUACGAGACGAAGACCUUUCGCAGCCGGACGGGGCAGCUGAGCACCAUCUUUGCCAUCCGGACAUGCCGAUGUGGAGCCGCCGUGCUCCCCCCCCUCCAGAGGGAAAGGAGAUGA
Molecule: messenger RNA, 849 nt
Organism: Protobothrops mucrosquamatus (brown spotted pit viper)
Lineage: Eukaryota; Metazoa; Chordata; Lepidosauria; Squamata; Viperidae
Exons: 7
Coding region: 1-849 (282 amino acids)
Source: RefSeq, a predicted model, not a curated record